Messenger RNA from Drosophila serrata, 413 nucleotides. RefSeq names its product Diphthamide biosynthesis 3 (gene Dph3). Lineage: Eukaryota; Metazoa; Arthropoda; Insecta; Diptera; Drosophilidae. The record is from RefSeq and is a predicted model, not a curated record. Gene Ontology annotation, biological process: protein histidyl modification to diphthamide. Gene Ontology annotation, molecular function: metal ion binding.
GCAAGGCGAUAAGCACGUUAUGAGCAUCUAUCACGACGAGGUGGAAAUCGAGGACUUCGAGUACGACGAGGAGGAGGAGAUGUACUAUUAUCCGUGUCCCUGCGGCGAUCGAUUUCAGAUCUCCAAGGAGGAGCUUAUCGAGGGCGAGGAGGUGGCCACCUGUCCCAGCUGCUCAUUGAUAGUUAAGGUCAUUUACGAUCCGGAAAUGUUUAAGGCAGAGGAAGACGAGGAGACGACACUUAACGAGAAGCUUAGCGACCUAAAGCUUGAGAAGAACUAAAAGUACAGAGGCAAUUGGUGUAAUUAAAUAGUUUUUAUUUAUAUAAUUUUAUAUAUAGACUUUGUUUUAGUGUAAAUAAUACGUUGACUAGUAAAACAAUGAGUUCAAAUUAUUUAAGCUCGCGGAAACAUUA